Molecule: messenger RNA, 458 nt
Organism: Carassius gibelio (silver crucian carp)
Lineage: Eukaryota; Metazoa; Chordata; Actinopteri; Cypriniformes; Cyprinidae
Product: nuclear pore complex protein Nup205-like
Exons: 2
Coding region: 94-366 (90 amino acids)
Biological process (GO): nuclear pore organization
Cellular component (GO): nuclear pore; nuclear pore inner ring
Molecular function (GO): structural constituent of nuclear pore
Source: RefSeq, a predicted model, not a curated record
UCCAUAUGGGAGCGCUUAACUGCCCCUGAAAAAUGUUUCUCCAAGCUGCAGAGAGAAAACCUGGCCAUCAUCGAGAGCUACGGCACUGCGCUCAUGGAGGUGGUGUGCAGAGAUGCUUGUGACGGCCAUGAGAUUGGCAGGAUGCUGGCUCUGGCUGUGUUGGACAGGGUGCUGUCUAUAGACAGACAGGGCCAGUGGCUGGUGUACAUGUGUAACAGCGGGUACCUGCGUGUGCUGGUUGAGAGCAUGAGACAGGACGAUGUGGCCCUGCAAACUCUGCUCACACCUCAGCCUCCACUGCUCAAACCACUCGACAUCUAUGAGUCCAAAAUGGCACUGCUGACCCGUGUGGCUAAGACAGCAUAGGUCGCUCAGCUGGUGGAGUGUCAGGUGUUUCACAUGCUCCCUCAGAAUGAAACGCUCAGGUCUGUACUUUAUAAUCUGUGACUAAGUUACAG